Messenger RNA from Synchytrium microbalum, 1491 nucleotides. RefSeq lists its product as uncharacterized. Bases 1 to 1491 code for a protein of 496 amino acids. Gene Ontology annotation, cellular component: cytoplasm. NCBI's taxonomy places the organism in Eukaryota, Fungi, Chytridiomycota, Chytridiomycetes, Synchytriales, Synchytriaceae. The transcript is spliced from 9 exons. Gene Ontology annotation, molecular function: calcium ion binding; calcium-dependent phospholipid binding. The record is from RefSeq and is a predicted model, not a curated record.
AUGGCACAACCAGGCUAUCCAGGAUAUCAGCAACCAGGGCAACAACCUUACCCUCCUCAGCAGGGCUAUCCUCCACAAGGGUAUCCUCCUCAGCAACAGUAUGCUCCUCCACCAGGCGCUCCGGGACAGCAACCAUACUACCCACCACAACAGGGAUACUACGCACCUCCUCCAGGUGCUCCUCAGCAAUACGCUCCUCCUCCACAAGGAUACUAUGCCCCGCCACCAGCAGGCUAUACCCCUCCCCCAGCUGGCUACCCACCAGCGCCAUAUCCAGGCCAAGCUGCUCCAGCUGGCUAUCCACCUGCACAAUAUCCGGGACAGGCACCAGCACCAUAUCCAGGUCAGCAACCACCACCACAGCAACAAUAUUAUGCAGCACCACCACCAAAUGCACCAGGCUACCAACAACAGCCCUAUUACCUUCCUCAACAGCCUGGAUACGGCCCAACAAACGGGGUUCCUGCUACAGGCGGCGUUUACCAACAAGGUUACGCACAAGGUCCUCAAGUAGGAUACACUAGCGGAUACGCUAAUACUACUUCGUUCUAUGCAACGACUACACCGCCGCUAAGCAGUCAACAAGUAUCGACGUACUGCAACCAGUUGAGAACUGCUAUGAAGGGACUGGGCGCUGAUCACAAAACUAUAAUCUCCGUACUGGGGAACUUGACACCCGAGCACGCUGCUCAGUUAGAUGUAGCUUAUAAAGCCUCUUUUGCUAAAUUCUUGCAUGAGGAGGUGAAAUCUGAAACAUCUGGGAACUACGGCCACCUCGCUGUCGCUUGUUGUAUGAACUUGGCUGAUUAUGACGCCAAAUGUUUGUAUGAUGCUAUGGCUGGGCUUGGAACUGAUGAAGAUGCGCUUAUCGAGAUUUUAGUUGGACGCACCAACGCUGAAAUGAUGGCCAUUAAAGCCGCGUAUGCUCGCAUGUAUAACAAGGAUCUUGAGAAGGUCGUCAAGAGUGAAGUCGGUGGAAACUUUGAAAAGACUUUGGUUGUACUCUUGCAAGCUCAUCGUGUUGAGACCCAAGAGAAGCUUGACCCGGCUGCAGACGUGCAAGCGCUAUAUGCUGCAGGAGAAGGUCGUAUCGGUUGCGACCCAUUAAUCUUCAUCAGCAUUCUGUGCAACAGAAGCGAUGCACAUUUACAGCAAGUAUACGAGCUUUACAUGAGAAACCACGGAAAGGACAUUACCAAAGUAAUCAAAUCUGAAACUGGACACCAUUUGGAAAAGACGCUGUUGGGCAUCGUUGCCUCUACGAGAGACAGGCCAGCCUAUAUCGCUGAAUUGAUUGAGAAAUCUAUGGCUGGUGUUGGAUGUAAUGAACACGCGCUGACUCGAUUGGUUGCACGUCAUCGUGAUCCACGUGUAAUGAGUCUCAUCAAAGCAGCAUACCAACGCUUGUAUAACAAGACUCUCUAUGCUCGAGUCCAAUCUGAGACUGGCCACCACUUCCGCGAGUUGUUGGUCACCAUCAUUAAGGCUUAA